AUGGCUCCCAAACCCCCCCGCCCCCGUCAACCCACCGCAACCGCCACCACCCCAUCGUCAAAAUCCGCUCCCCCAAAGCAGCCUAAAAAGAAGUUUGUCCCCAAAACGCAUACAACCACCGGCGUCGCCAUCAGCAAGAAGAGCAGCAAUAAAAAACCCAAGGAACCCAAAAAGCAGCGCGAAGCGCUCCUCGCUAGACUAGAGAAGGAAUUGCCGAAGCUGAAUAUGAUUACCCCGGCUGGCGUGGUCAAGCCGAAGGGGAGGAAGAAGGGGAAGGUCUUCGUCGAGGAUCGAGAGAAGUUGAUGGGUAUUCUGAACAGGGUUAGUGAUGGGGUUGAGGGGCGGGAGAGAUCAAAGUUGGAGAGGGCGGUUAGUUGUCCUCUUUCCUGUUGCGUUGGGGGGAAGGGAUGCUGAUUUAGCGCGCGCGCGCGGGGGUUCACAGAGGCAGUUGGAGGCUAUUCGCGAGGAGAAGAGGAAGGAGGAGGAGAAGCGGGAGGCAGAGAGGAGUAGUCGGAUGGUAAGUUCUCUUCUACUCUCAGUCAGAUGGAGGAAUUGGGCUGAUGGGAUGAUAGGAGGGUGCGAAGGAUGCUGUGAGGAAGAAGCGCAAGCGCAAGUCUGCCGGGGCUGCCCCCGAAGCACCGAGAAGUUCGUCGGAGAUGGCGUCUAAAGGGAGGAAGAUGGUCGCUUUCGCCUGA
Molecule: messenger RNA, 695 nt
Organism: Tuber aestivum (summer truffle)
Lineage: Eukaryota; Fungi; Ascomycota; Pezizomycetes; Pezizales; Tuberaceae
Source: the annotation of a GenBank genome assembly